AGGACUGAAUUCCUCGGCUAGUCGCUGGCUGCGUGCGGGCGGCCCGCACAGCGUCAGGUGCGCUCGCCAAGUAAGCGCGUUCUUUGGCUCCCGCGGUCCUUGGUGGGUCGGGCGGGGCUGCAGUGAGUAGAUUGGCUUAUUUUGGGGGAGCUGCGGGGCAGUGCUCAUCCUGAAGAUCAGGUGAUCAUUGACAUCAGCCAUGUCAUCGAGGCCUUUUGAAAGUCCACCUCCAUAUAGACCUGAUGAAUUCAAACCCAAUCAUUACGCACCAAGCAAUGAUGUCUAUGGUGGAGACAUGCACAUUCGACCCAUGCUCUCUCAGCCGGCGUAUUCUUUCUACCCAGAAGAUGAAAUUCUUCACUUCUACAAAUGGACCUCUCCUCCAGGAGUCAUUCGGAUUCUGUCUAUGCUCGUUAUCGUGAUGUGCAUUGCCAUAUUUGCCUGUGUUGCCUCCACACUUGCCUGGGAUCGAGGCUAUGGAACUGGUGUACUGGGUGGUGGUCUAGGCUACCCUUACAGCAGUGGCUUUGGGAGCUACGGAAGUGGCUAUGCCUAUGGUUAUGGCUAUGGUUAUGGCUAUGGAGGCUACACAGAUCCAAGAGCAGCAAAGGGCUUCCUCCUAGCCAUGGUGGCCUUUUGUUUCAUUGCUGCAUUGGUAGUAUUUGUUACCAGCGUAAUACGAUCUGACAUAUCUAGAACAAGAAGAUACUACUUGACUGUCAUAAUACUGAGCGCUAUCCUGGGCGUCAUGAUGUUUAUUGCCACAAUUGUCUAUAUAAUGGGAGUAAACCCAACUGCCCAGGCUUCUGGGUCUAUGUACAGUGCACAGAUAUAUGCCAUCUGCAACCAGUUUUAUGCAUCUGCAACUACUGGACUUUACAUGGAUCAAUAUUUGUAUCACUACUGUGUGGUGGAUCCCCAAGAGGCAAUUGCGAUUGUACUGGGGUUCAUGGUUAUCGUGGCUUUUGCUUUAAUAAUUUUCUUUGCUGUGAAAACUCGAAGAAAGAUGGACCAGUAUGACAAGUCGAAUAUUUUGUGGGACAAGGAACAUAUUUAUGAUGAACAACCCCCCAAUGUUGAAGAGUGGGUUAAGAACGUGUCUGCAGGCACACAAGACAUGCCUCCCCCCCCUUCUGAAUAUGUGGAGAGAGUGGACAGUCCCAUGGCCUACUCUUCCAAUGGUAAAGUGAAUGACAAGCGGUUGUAUCCAGAGUCUUCCUAUAAAUCAACACCGGUGCCUGAAGUGGUGCGGGAGCUGCCGGUGACCUCAGCUGUGGGCGACCUCAGGCAGCCUCACUACAGCAGCAGCAGGAACUUCGAGACGCCUUCCAAGAGGGCCCCCACGAAAGGCAGGGCGGGCAAGGCUAAGCGGCCGGAGCAGGACCACUAUGAGACAGACUACACAACUGGUGGCGAGUCGUGCGACGAGCUGGAGGAGGACUGGAUCAGGGAAUAUCCACCCAUCACUUCAGAUCAACAAAGACAACUCUACAAGAGAAAUUUUGACACUGGCCUGCAGGAAUACAAGAGCUUACAAGCAGAACUUGAUGAGGUCAAUAAAGAACUCUCUCGUCUGGAUAAAGAAUUGGAUGACUAUAGAGAAGAAAAUGAAGAGUACAUGGCUGCUGCUGAUGAGUACAAUAGACUGAAGCAAGUUAAGGGAUCUGCAGAUUACAAAAAUAAGAGGAAUUAUUGCAAACAGUUGAAGAGCAAAUUGUCACACAUCAAGAAGAUGGUCGGAGAUUAUGAUAGACAGAAAACAUAGAAGGUUUGCCACACGGUUUGAGAGAUUAAGAAGUAUUUGACAUCUCUGCAAUGUUGUCAAGAGGCAAAAUGACUUUGGAUUUUAACCCAGGAGGCCAAAUCUUUGUGAUCAUUACAAAGUUUUGGUAGCUUUAAUUCAUCAGUAUUGAGUAUUGAAGCAUUUUAUAAAUAGCUUUUGAUAAUCAACUGGGCUGAACACUCCAAUUAAGGAUUCUGUGCUUUAAAAUUCAUCUAUUGUAUUAAGGACUGACUGACUACAGGUUGAGGUUUUUAAACCUUGAAGGAACGUCCCACGGUGACCUGUGCUGUGAACUUGCACAGUCUUUUCUUAACACGUAAGUGCGCUCAUUAGUUCCCAUAGGUGAUCUCAUCCAUUCCUCCCAGAACUCUGCCUUCAAAAUUGUUAUUUAUAACCAUUCCUUCUAAGGUAAGGAAACUCUGUCCCUGCAGUGAAGUCUCUGAAGGGAAAGUGCCUGUUAACUGGCUUGCAAUUUUUUUUUUUCAGUCUGUUUUGUGACUUGAGUCCAUGAAUAAAGUCCCUGGCCUUUUGUAUGUUAGCUAACUAUCGCUAGUGCAUUCUACCAACCUCCCUAUUGAUUUUUUUUUUUUUCUGUGUAUCAGUGGUGUUAAAAGAGCUUUUUAUUGUUUUAUGUUAUCCAGAGAAUAAAGAUCAUGUAAAAAUAACAAAUUGUGAAACUUAAAGAUUGUAAAUAUAUAUUCACCUUUUAAGAAUCAAAAUUUAAACCUCCUGGUUAGAUUUCUGUUGUGUAUUCUAAAAUACUUUGUAAUCUUUUAUGGUUUACAUGCAUUUUUUUUUUAAACUAGGCUUUUUCAUUAUAUCAGAGUAUCUGAUGACGUUGCUAAUUCGGUUGUGACUUGAAUGGUAUCUUAAACAAUGUUCAAGUUCUGUAUAUACUUCCUAAGGUAUUAAGCCUGGUGUUGUCUUCUUUCAUAUAGUCGUUUGACAUUAUUAGUGCUAUUAAGUUUGGGGUUUUAUCUGUUAAUGUUUUAAACUAUUUUGGGUGCUGUGCUGGUUACUAAAUUUCCCAGUCUUUUGGCUAUCAGAAGGCUGAUUUGUCCGGAAACAGAGGGCAAUCCCACAAAACAUCAAAUUAUUUCAGAUGGUGCCCAUCACUUUUUUUUAACUUAAACUUUUAUUAGUAAAGUGAAAGUAGCUGAUAGUGGGCAUAUAGCUAGCCCAGUUGAUUGUGAUUGUCCCCUCAGUUUAGAACUGUUUUUGUAAAAUUUUUGAAGAAUAAUCUUUAAAUAAUCAUUAGUAUACAAUUCAGACAAGUAUGUAAUUCUUUAUAUACAAGUCUGAAUCAUUUUCCAAAGAUACUUCUUAAAAUAAUGUUUCUAUUAUAACAUUGAUUCAUUUCUUCAAAUUGAAGAAAUUCUUAAUUUUCCAUGUGCUGUACAUAUUACAAAAGGUAAGAGUUUAUAGUUUUCAUACCUUUUG
This is a messenger RNA of Callorhinus ursinus (northern fur seal), 3223 nucleotides long. It is a transcript of the gene OCLN, whose product is annotated as occludin. Gene Ontology annotation, biological process: bicellular tight junction assembly. The record is from RefSeq and is a predicted model, not a curated record. Lineage: Eukaryota; Metazoa; Chordata; Mammalia; Carnivora; Otariidae. Gene Ontology annotation, cellular component: apical plasma membrane; bicellular tight junction; cytoplasmic vesicle.